AUGGCUACCGCCCAAGGACAGGGCUUCAUUUGUUGUCAGCUUUGCCCAAAUCUUGUGGAACAUCACUGCAAUCUUUGCAAUGUGGAUCUAUGUCUCUCAUGCAUACCAAAUCACAUGGCCGACAAAUCAAAGAAACACGAGGUUGUCGCAUACACUUACAGAGAGGAAAACACUUUUAUUCUUCCAACAUGUUCAUUGCACAAUAAAAAUCGAUGCGAGAUGUUUUGUCAAAGAUGUAAAGAAGCAAUAUGCAUUCAAUGCCUGAUGGAUUCACAUAAAAAUCAUGAAUAUGCUGAUAUCACAGAGAUUCUUCAAAACAUUAAAAAGCAAAUUCUAGCUGACACAAAAGAACUAGAAACUAUUAUUGUUCCAAAAUAUAAACAUGCAGAAGAAAAAACUAUUGAUGCAGAGUUCGAUAAAGUCAUCUCUGACAUAGAAAUACAUGAAGAAAAAAUCUGCCAAGCUGUAAGUGAAGUAUGCAUUCAAUUCAAAGCUGAGAUAGCCAAGCAGAAGGAAGAAGCUGUGAAAAAGAGUGAAGAAGACCUGGAGGAGAUAGUAGAAACUGAAGAAGAAGUCAAACAAAUAAUUCAGAAAAACAAAUAUAUCCUUAGAAGUAAUGAUUCCUCAGCCAUAAUAAACUAUCAAUCAAAAAAUAGGGAUUUUCUUACAAGCCCAAAAUUUAUUACACCUUGCCAAGAGGUAUUUCUUGAUUGUGUUAAACAAGGCCAAAUAGUCGGAAUGUUUGGUUUUCUAAAAUUCGGUAACGACUCGAUAAGACAGCGUAGGAUGCUUGAGAUGAUGGAUAAUCCAGAAUUAGUAAGCACAAUCCAAACCCCCUAUGACAAGGAGAAUCCCCUAUGGAGAUUGCUUUGUGUGGGGAAGUAUAAGUUUAUGAUUAGUGGAAGAGAAAAAACAUUCCGACUUAUAGACACAUCUAGUUCCAUUGUACAAAAAAUCCAUAUCCGUGGAAUCGUUUUUUCAUUGACUUGCAAUUUACAAGAAGAACCAGUGUUUUCUCUAAGUAAUGCUACUUCUAAACAUACAAAAAUUUAUAUUUAUAAGAAGAACAAAGUAAAGAUUUUACUAAGAAUUCCUGACUGGUGUCCGGUUGGUCUAUGUUAUGCAGAGAACGGGGAUCUAGUGGUGAGCAUGCGCUCAAAGGAUGAGAUUCAGAGUCGAGUAAUUAGGUACUCAUUGCUGACAAGGAUUCAGAGGAUGCAGUAUGACAGUAAGGGACAACCUUUGUUUUCUACUGGUGUUUUCACUGGGCUUCAACUGACUGAGAAUGGUAAUAGAAAUAUCUGUGUUGCUGACUAUGCUGGGGGUGCAGUUGUUGUGAUAGAUUCUUCUGGGGGAUUACGGUACAAGUACAAAGGAAAUCUAUCCAAACAAUCAAAGUACACAGACUUUAGACCAUGCGAGAUUGUUGCAGAUGUCAAUACUCAAAUACUGAUUUGUGACCAAUCAAACAACAUUGUUCACAUAACCGAUUGUGAUGGUAACUUUGUCCGUUAUAUCGAAUAUCCGUGUAAUGGAGGAAUGAGUAUUGAUAUGGAUCACAAUCUAGUCCUUGGAGACUCUAAUUCUGGAAAAAUUCAAUUUAUAAAGUAUCUGGAGUGA
Molecule: messenger RNA, 1620 nt
Organism: Saccostrea echinata
Lineage: Eukaryota; Metazoa; Mollusca; Bivalvia; Ostreida; Ostreidae
Exons: 1
Coding region: 1-1620 (539 amino acids)
Biological process (GO): positive regulation of DNA-templated transcription
Cellular component (GO): nucleoplasm; chromatin
Molecular function (GO): ubiquitin-protein transferase activity; zinc ion binding
Source: RefSeq, a predicted model, not a curated record